This is a messenger RNA of Bactrocera dorsalis (oriental fruit fly), 8133 nucleotides long. RefSeq names its product glutamate receptor ionotropic, NMDA 2B (gene Nmdar2). Lineage: Eukaryota; Metazoa; Arthropoda; Insecta; Diptera; Tephritidae. Gene Ontology annotation, cellular component: postsynaptic membrane; plasma membrane. Gene Ontology annotation, molecular function: transmitter-gated monoatomic ion channel activity involved in regulation of postsynaptic membrane potential; NMDA glutamate receptor activity. The coding region runs from base 2312 to 6130 and encodes 1272 amino acids. The record is from RefSeq and is a predicted model, not a curated record. The transcript is spliced from 13 exons. Gene Ontology annotation, biological process: monoatomic ion transport; synaptic transmission, glutamatergic; modulation of chemical synaptic transmission.
CUACUGUAUUGUCCGCUAACUGUAAAUUACCGUGUGCUGUUAUUACAACAGAUGAUAAGAAAAACAAGGGAAGAAGAAGCAUAAACAUUUGAGUGAUCUGCCAUUUUAAAUUAAAAUUAUUACAGCUAAGUCAUUCAAAAAGUGAAUUUGUGAUAAUAUUUGUAAUUAUACAAUUUAAAAAUGAGCAAAUUCCUUGGAGCAUACUUUACAAAGUAUUAAAGAUAGAAUUUGGGGAAAAUUUAAUGCAUUCGCCUCGUGCAGCGUGGACAAAACUAUACGCAACAAAUGUACCACGAAAACUACACGUUAGCUUCAAUGGGACCACUACAAUACGGUUUAAAACGUCAGGUCCAUUUUAUUGCAUCGCCACUUUGAAAGGCAGUGAAAAGUGUAAGUUGGUCCCAUUCAGGCAGCCUAUUAGCUACGUGCUCGUGUGACAAUUAGGUAUAGAUUUGGGAAUUAGCCGGAGAUGAAGAAUUUGAUUGUGUCUCUGUGCUUAAAUCCUACACACAAGAUAUGAAGUGCUAGGAAUGACAUCCAAAAACAGAAAUUUUAGAUUCAGCCAAUAGACAAUAGACAGACAAUAAUUGAUGUUGCACUGUCAUACUUGAGUUAUAUACCGGUACAGUGUGGAGCGUCGAUUUGGAUGCAGACGGAGAAUGUUUGUUAUCGUGUAGUGAUGAUAUGAUAUUCAAAAUAUGGCGCGGUGUGGAAAUGUGUUUGUAAAAUUGCUGGUGACCAUCGCAGAGCCAUUUAUUAUGUUUCGCCGUGCAAAAUAACUAUACAAUAUAACAAUAAAGUAUGGAAGUUCAUAGAAUAGAAAGCUGUCACGAAGUUCAAUGACUCACACGUACAUAUCUAUGCACUCGUUGCACUUACACUCGACCGUCAUUGACCGAAAACCUGCCACAACCUACACACCCCACUUAGCGAGUCUAGUUUGAACACACGUCGAAACGAUAUUUGGAAAAAAUUUGCAUAAACUGCCCCACCCAAGCAACGACAGCGCACCGGAAUGCCCACACAAACACACGUAUGCGGGCAACAAAAAUAACAACAACUAAAACAAUUAUAAAAAUUCAAAAUAAAGCUCAGUCAGAGAUAGCGACGAUGACAACAAUAAUAAUGAACAUUAAAACAGCAACUAGAACCCACCAUUAAAACCAGCAACACGACAACAACAAAUACGACAACGACACCAACGAACCAACACGUAGAUGACAGAAAUCCACGAGAAGCUCACAACUCACAACGACCGCAGCGAUAGAGCAUAAAGCAAAACAACAAAAACAAAAGUGAUAACAACAAAAACAAAAGCUAAAACAACAAAAACAAAAGCGAAAGCCAAAGCAAAAAAUCGAAAAAAAACAAACGGAAGUGCCUCACAUAGCAGGAGUGGAGAGAAAUAACAGCAAAAUAACCACGCAGCGCAGCGUAAAUGUAAUCGUAGACUCGAUUAUUCGAUGCUAGAAACACUGGUGGCGGCAGCAGGUCUAGUAGUCUGUGGAAAGGGAAGAAGGGGAGUCAUAGAUAACAACAGCACAAGCAGUUGAAUGCAAGCCGUGGCGGGGGUGCGGCGCAACAGUGAAAGGAGUGACAGACAGAAAUCAGGAGUGAGGAAAGCGGCAGGCAGGCAAUAGGAUGAGCAGGCAAAACUGAGUGACGGGCAUUCUUGUAGAAAUCCAGCAGCAAAAACCAGCCAAGUAAACAAAUUAAAGUGCUGUCUAAGAGCAGAGAGCGAAAGCGAAUGAGAAUGGCGAUAAAAAUUUAACAAUACAAAAAUACAACAAAAACAAGCAGGAGAUUACAGAAAUCAAAGCCAACGGGCUCCAAGCAAAGAUACGAUGAUAAUUUACUUAAAUUAACCCAAUCCAUCCAUUAAAAGGUAUUAAAGGAACGAAAACGGACGCAAAAAAACACAAAAACAAAAACGAACAUGCAAACAGAAUGCCAGAAGUGAGAGACAAGCAAACGAGGCGCGGAGUGUAAAAGUAAAGCGAAAAAGAUGUCAAAGUAAAGCGAUAAGCAGACACGGGAUCUGGAUCUAUAGAUACGCUGCGCAUAGUAGUGAAGUGCUUGAAAGCAAGAACAAGAGCAACAGCAACAGCAGCAACAAAAACGAUAGCAGUAUUAGCUGACAAACAAAAUAAUUCGACGAAAAAGUGGACGAACGGUAAAGCUUAACAGCGUCAAAGCAGAGGCAGAGUGCCGUUAACGGUUGUAGAGAGAAGGUUGCGCAGAGAGGCAAAGCUUGAAAGCGGAAGCUGAUGCUGACGCUGAUUGACAGCGCACAACCAGCGGAAGCAGUCAUAUGAUCCGCAAAAUGAAGGGAUUAAGUUUUAGUCAAAAAGCAAACAAGCGACGAAAAAACGUUCAAACCAACGACCAAACACCAAGCGGCAACACAGCAUUGCCAACACGCGCGGCGUGCACCAACAAUAACAACAACAAAGUGAACAAGCUGAAAAUAUGCAAAACGACAGCAAUAACACAAGCACAUAACGGUAACGCCGAACAGCAGCUGACAACGCCAUUAAUAUGUCGAAACAAUAACAAGAAAAACAGCUGCAACAGCGUAGGUAGCCAGCGCCGCUACUGCAGCAGCAACAGCAGCAAAUCAACACCACCACCGCCCACCUUCAACCAGCACCACAACCACCAACACCAGCAUUGCCUCGCCCCGGGCCAGCUGACGUACAAAAUGCCAUUGCCACUGCUGUCGAUAAGUAAGACAACAACAACUACAACGGCUUUGGCUGUGUCCGCGAACCAGCAGCCACAACAACAACGGCAGCAGCAGCGCGAGCAGCUGGAAAGUGUUCAAAAUCGUUGCCUUGCCCAUUAUAAAGAGCAACAACGUCAGCGAAAAACAACAACAACAACAUGCGCACCCACCAAACUCACCCAACACCAGCGCCAACGCCAACAACCAGCAACCACUCGCGCAUUGUCUUGCCUCAGCAAAUCUUUGGCAACUUUGUCAUUGCGCUCACUGUUGUCUCGCCAUCAUCAGCUCUUCCAUUUCCAGCAACACCUACAACAGCUGCACCUCCACCUCCACUUUGGCAUCGCCGUCAUUGUGCUGGCCUCCAUUUUAAUGUAUUCAUGCCCAUGCGCGUCGGCCUUGCGUCUCACAAAUGGCGGCAACACUAAAACUUUAUCCGCUAAUAAGGAGCAAUUAAAUAUUGGCCUAAUUGCACCGCACACAAAUUUUGGCAAACGUGAAUAUUUACGCGCCAUUAACACCGCGGUACAGGGUCUGGCGAAGACACGCGGUGCCAAGCUGACGUUCCUGAAGGACUAUUCAUUUGAACCGCGCAAUAUACAUUUUGAUAUGAUGUCGCUGACGCCGAGUCCGACAGCCAUAUUGAGUACACUCUGUAAAGAGUUCUUACAAGCGAAUGUCUCUGCCAUACUAUAUAUGAUGAAUAAUGAACAAUUCGGUCAUAGCACUGCCUCCGCUCAAUAUUUUCUACAAUUGGCCGGGUAUCUUGGCAUACCGGUAAUCUCAUGGAAUGCCGACAACUCGGGUCUGGAGAGACGCGCCUCUCAAUCGACACUUCAACUUCAGUUAGCUCCAAGUAUAGAACAUCAAAGUGCUGCUAUGUUGAGCAUUCUAGAGCGUUACAAAUGGCAUCAAUUUUCGGUUGUCACCUCUCAGAUAGCCGGACACGAUGAUUUUGUACAGGCUGUAAGGGAGCGUGUCGCCGAAAUGCAAGACCAUUUCAAAUUCACGAUACUCAAUUCGAUUGUGGUAACGCGCACCAGCGACUUGAUGGAAUUAGUGAAUAGCGAGGCUAGAGUGAUGCUCCUCUAUGCCACACAAAGCGAAGCGGUUACUAUUCUUAGAGCUGCUGAAGAAAUGAAGUUAACUGGCGAAAAUUAUGUGUGGGUCGUCAGUCAAUCGGUUAUCGAGAAGAAGGAUGCACAAACACAAUUUCCCGUUGGCAUGUUGGGCGUACACUUCGACACAAGUAGUGCGGCGCUGAUGAACGAAAUAUCAAAUGCGAUUAAAAUUUACGCGUUCGGCGUUGAAGCAUACCUCACAGAUCCGGCUAAUCGGGGGCGACGUCUCACAACACAAUCGCUUUCGUGUGAGGAUGAGGGACGUGGACGUUGGGAUAACGGUGAAAUCUUCUUCCGUUAUUUGCGCAACGUAUCCAUAGAAGGUGAUCUGAAUAAACCCAAUAUAGAAUUCACUGCCGAUGGUGAUCUCAAAUCUGCUGAAUUGAAAAUCAUGAAUUUACGUCCUGGAGCAAACAAUAAGAAUCUCGUUUGGGAAGAGAUUGGCGUGUGGAAGUCAUGGGAGACGCAAAAGCUUGAUAUACGUGACAUUGCCUGGCCGGGUAACUCGCAUGCUCCACCACAGGGUGUACCCGAAAAAUUCCAUUUAAAGAUAACAUUCCUCGAAGAGGCACCCUAUAUCAAUCUCUCGCCCGCCGACCCAAUCAGUGGCAAAUGUCUAAUGGAUCGCGGCGUCCUUUGUCGGGUCGCGGCCGAUCACGAGAUGGCCGCUGACAUCGAUGUCGGGCAAGCGCAUCGCAAUGAAUCGUUCUAUCAGUGUUGUAGUGGCUUUUGCAUCGAUCUACUGGAAAAAUUUGCCCAAGAAUUGGGUUUCACAUACGAAUUGGUGCGGGUCGAAGAUGGUAAAUGGGGUACACUUGAGGAUGGUAAAUGGAAUGGGCUGAUUGCGGAUUUGGUAAAUCGUAAAACCGACAUGGUAUUGACAUCGCUGAUGAUCAAUACCGAACGCGAAGCUGUGGUGGACUUCAGUGAGCCAUUCAUGGAAACUGGUAUUGCGAUAGUAGUGGCUAAGCGUACGGGUAUUAUAUCACCAACAGCUUUUCUAGAACCAUUCGAUACCGCCUCUUGGAUGCUGGUCGGCAUUGUGGCGAUACAUGCUGCCACAUUUAUGAUCUUCCUUUUCGAAUGGCUUUCACCAAGCGGUUACAAUAUGAAACUCUAUCUACAAAAUGCUAGUGUAACGCCAUAUCGUUUCUCGCUAUGUCGCACCUAUUGGCUUGUGUGGGCGGUACUCUUUCAGGCUGCUGUACAUGUGGACUCACCGCGCGGUUUCACCUCACGAUUCAUGACGAACGUGUGGGCUCUAUUCGCUGUGGUCUUCUUGGCCAUCUACACUGCUAACUUGGCUGCUUUCAUGAUAACGCGAGAGGAAUUUCAUGAAUUCAGCGGUCUGAACGACAGCCGCUUGGUACAUCCCUACUCGCACAAACCCUCAUUUAAGUUCGGUACAAUACCUUACAGUCACACCGACUCGACUAUACACAAAUAUUUUAAGGAUAUGCAUCACUACAUGAGACAAUACAACAAAACUAGCGUCGCUGAAGGCGUAGCCGCCGUACUCAAUGGCAAUCUCGACUCGUUCAUCUACGAUGGCACUGUGCUCGACUAUUUGGUGGCACAAGAUGAGGACUGCCGUUUAAUGACCGUCGGCAGCUGGUAUGCCAUGACAGGUUAUGGUCUUGCCUUUAGUCGCAAUUCAAAAUACGUCCAAAUGUUCAACAAACGUCUAUUAGAAUUUCGCGCCAAUGGCGAUUUGGAGCGCUUACGUCGUUACUGGAUGACGGGCACAUGUCGUCCCGGCAAGCAAGAGCAUAAAUCCUCCGAUCCACUUGCGCUAGAACAGUUCUUAUCCGCUUUCCUACUACUUAUGGCUGGUAUACUAUUUGCCGCAUUACUACUUCUGCUCGAACACAUCUAUUUCAAGUAUGUACGAAAACGUUUAGCCAAAAAAGAUGGCUGUCAUUGUUGUGCGCUGUUGUCACUGUCAAUGGGCAAAGCGUUGACAUUUCGCGGUGCAGUUUUUGAGGCAACAGAAAUACUGAAAAAACAUCGCUGCAAUGAUCCCAUUUGUGAUACACAUCUGUGGAAAGUGAAGCAUGAAUUGGAUAUGUCACGUUUGCGUGUGCGACAAUUGGAGAAGGCGUUGGAUCAGCAUGGCAUUAAGCCGCCGCAAUUGAGAUUGACGUCAUCUACGGAUAUGUUGAAUCAUCAUCAUCUGAAAGAACGGCCACCGUUGUUGGGCAACUUGAGUUUAGCUGCGAGUGCACAAGAUUUAUACAGGUGGUCUUACAAAACGGAAAUUGCGGAAAUGGAGACGGUGCUGUAAGAGGCCACACACCGCAACAAAUACCACCGCACGCCACCACAUGCCAACAACAUCGACACCACCAAUAUAUGUACAUACAUACAUGUAGGAACUGGGCGACCGCCGCCACCACACACAAGACGCGCUGCCUGAAGAUGAGCCACCACUAACUAAUGCUUCAAAGCGAAUGAGUGAUGCCGCCUGUCUGCCUUGCUGCCUUGCUGGCUUCCAGCCAAUAACUCCAAGGCUUGCGGAAGCAAUAGAUUUCAGUAGGAAAUGAGCACGAAUGCUAAUAACGGUAUGAUGUUUGAAUCGCACGUAAAAAGUGUUUAGGAAAUAUCAGGUGGCAAGCAGCAAAGCGCAACGAACAGAAGGCAGCGGGCAGCACAGCUAUCGAUGAAGCGAAAUCUUGCUCGUUUUGCAAGGAUCCACAGCAAUAAGUUAACAAUGCCAGAAACAGUUGUAAAGAGUAAUGCACACACACACAUAUACAUACAUCUAUUUGUGUGUGUAUAUGCGGGCAAAGCUUGGAAUUUGAGUAAUGAUUGUGCUAAAAAAAACACAAACAAAAUUAAAUAAAUAUGAACCAACAACAACAGCAACGCAUCAAAAAUAAACAUUGUAUGUAGUAUUUAUAUAUAUAUAUGUAUGAGUGUGAAUAAUAUUAAGAGCCAAAAGAGAAAUUCAAAUUCAAACACGAACUUAAUGAUUACAAGUAAUAAUUAUCAAUAAUUAAUAAUAAUAAUAACGAAUGAUAACAAAAUGGCAUGCUAAACACAGUUAUAAAUCAAAAUAGUUUUAUUGAACAUAAAGAAAAAUUAAAUAAAUAAUACAAACGAAUAAUAAAAGGUUUAAGCGAAAGGCACCGAAAACAUUGAAAUGCGCAAAUGAAAAGAUUUAAGGGGUCAUAAAAACUGGCAAGUCCGAAAAAAUGCGUUUUUUGUGAUUUUUUAAGGAAUUAUUAUUUUUUUUAUUAUAUAAAUAAUUUCUAAAAUUUUGAAUUUAUUGUGCUUUAAUAAUCGGUGAUUCAUUAUGAAAAAACAAUGGUUCCAUUGUUGAUCUCCAGGAGCAUUUCCAAAAACAGGUGUCUGGCGGUGAGUUUGUUUUUUUGAUAAUUGACAAAAUGGCGGCGGUUUGAACAAAAAGUAACGAAAGUAUCUUUUUUUCGACAGUUUUUGGUAGAAAAAAAUAGGAAGAUUUCAAAAAAAAAAAAUAAAGCACAAUAGCGAAAGACAUCAAAAGUAUUCUCUCCAAAUUGAAACUAGAUAUCUUCUAAACUCUUCUUUUGAAAGUGGAAAGUGGAUUUUCUUUUUCUAUAAAAAACGCUGUAGCUGCCGUAAUAAUUUAAAUUUCGAUUUAAAAAAAAAAAUUGAUUUCUCGAAAAUUUCACACUGAGACGAUCCCUUAAGUCAUGUCCGUCUGUCUGUCUGUCUUUAUAAAUAUUAUAUGAACCAUCCAAUUAGUUUUUGAAAUCUGAAAUUUUCCACAUGUUCUUUUCUCACCAGUAAGCGGCUCAUUUGUCGGAAUGGACGAUAUCGGACCACUAUAGCAUAUAGUAUAACUGCUCUUCGGAAAAAAAUUUUCACCGACUCCGAGAAAAACCCCUUUAAAAUUUUGUGAGCCUAUUUAAAGAAUCUUACUUUUCUUUUUAAGUUUAAAAAUUCUUACUACUACGCUUCCAUAUUCGAAACUAUUUGCGGUAUAUAAUCCCUUAAUAAAAAAUGAAAAGUUUAAGUAAAAGUUGAAAUGCAACCUUAAAAUGCGCGCAAGAUUUAAACAAAAAUAUUUUAAAUAAAAAAUGCUAACUAAAAAAUUGAAAUGUCUUAAAAAAUAAUUAUGUAGAUUAAUAAUCCAAACAAUAAAUAUUAAUAAAAAUAAUUAUAAAAAAAUGUAAACGGCCAACAAGCCACUCAGCUAUGUACUAUAUGCACUAAACAGAACUUUUAAACUGUACACACAGGUCAACGCGCACGCAUUAGAUAAGUCCACCUUUAAAGCUUUACAAAGUGCAAGCAGGUGUGUAC